Messenger RNA from Thalassophryne amazonica, 3301 nucleotides. RefSeq names its product Cbp/p300-interacting transactivator, with Glu/Asp-rich carboxy-terminal domain, 4b (gene cited4b). Lineage: Eukaryota; Metazoa; Chordata; Actinopteri; Batrachoidiformes; Batrachoididae. The record is from RefSeq and is a predicted model, not a curated record. Gene Ontology annotation, cellular component: nucleus. The transcript is spliced from 2 exons. Gene Ontology annotation, biological process: regulation of DNA-templated transcription. The coding region runs from base 227 to 970 and encodes 247 amino acids.
CCACCUCUCCCUGACUGGCUUCCUCUGAGCUUUUUAGAUGUACAUAAUCCCUGAGUUGACCCAGAAAAUAGGCAGUCGUUUCAAGAUCUGAUGCGGCAGUCUUUGUGCGCACCGAGCAUGAAGCGCAGCCCCGAGGAAUACACUGUGUAAUCCCGAGGAGCUUCACGGAAAGUGUUUAAAGGACACGAUCGGACGACAAACUUUGUCAAACGCAUCGACAGGAGGCAUGGCAGACCAUCUGAUGAUGCCCAUGAAUCACAGCUCAGCAGGCGCCAGUCUCCACGGAUACAGGAUGGGCAUGAAUGGCGGCUUGCAGGCGGGUCACCAGCAGCAUGCCAACCAGCAGGGAAUGCGAGCGCUGCCCAAUGGCCAGAUGAUACACUACGGUGGCGCCCAGGCCAACAUGGAGACGGCCAUGAGGCAGCGGCAGGGGAUGGUGGCCGGGCCCGUGAACGGACAGCUGAAUGGGGCCCAGAUGGGUCACCACCAAAUGACCUCUGGUACCAUGAUGUACAACGGGCAGCCGCAGCAACAGCAGCAUCACCCUCAGCAGCAGCAGCAGCACCAUAUGCACCCUCAGCAGCACCAGCAGCAAGCCCAGCACCCGCAACAGUUCAUGAACGGAGGGCUAACGUCGCAGCAGCUCAUGGCCAGCAUGCAGUUACAAAAACUGAACACCCAAUACCACGGACAUCCACUGGGGCCUAUGGGUGGGAACCACAUGGGGCCCUCAGCUCAGUACCGUAUGAACCCAGCCCAGCUGGCUAACAUGCAACACAUGGCUGGGCCGGCUCUGGCUCUUAAUGGCAUGGACGCGGAUAUGAUAGACGAAGACGUUCUGACCUCGCUGGUCAUGGAGCUGGGCUUGGACCGAGUCCAGGAGUUGCCGGAACUCUUCUUGGGCCAAAAUGAGUUUGACUUCAUCUCGGACUUUGUCAGCAAACAGCAGCCAAGCACUGUUAGCUGCUGAGAGGAGCUGAUGUGGCAUGGAAUGGAGAGGAACUGGUGAGAAUUGUCCAGGAUGUAGAAAUUAUGUCGUCACUUUUUGAUUUUGUGAGGGCCUCCAGUUCCGGGUGCACAAAAGAGAACUCAGAUAUCCACAGUGCUCGAGUGUCAUGUGUCCUUUUGGCCAGCGGCUGGAUGGCUUCAUGCCUUCAUGCCUCACUCAACUUCUCAUUUCCUGGACAUGAAUGUAAUAAAGAAAUUAUGAAAUUCUUCAAAGCCACUCUGAACAAUAUUAUGACACUGUGUCGCCUCCAAACCUGGACUCCAUAAUAGUUCAUCAGUACCACUGAGGACAUUUUUCUGGGAAUUACCAACUUUCUGGAUGUGGAGUAUCCCACUUUUUAAUGUCGGUCAUUGUCAUGUUGAUGUGGUAUGUUGGACUACCGGCAACCCAUAUUAAAAGAAAUGCGAACCAUGGUUAGUGCUCGCAUAUGCAGUCACGUGUUAGUGGUUGGCAUUAGCGUGUGUGGUCACAUUAACUGCGGUUCGCAUGUACAUAUGAUUAUACAGAUAUUUUUUAAAUGGUUUGCAUAAUGAAACAUGAUUUUUAUAAUUGAUUGAACAAUAAAAUGUGUUAAUUUUGGAAAAUGUCAAAUUUAUUUAUCAAAAUCAAAUUUUUAGGUCAUGCUAACCACAGUUUAAUUUUUAUAUUGUGCAAAAAAUAAUUUAAGUAUGUUUUGUUUUUAGGCUAAACACUGUUGAUACUAACUAUUGACAUUAGCUCUGAGCCUACACAUUACAGAGCACAUUUUAUUUAUUUAUUUUUUUUAACAUAAUGAAACCAAUUUUUUAAUUUAUCACAAAACAAUACACAUAUACAACAAUUGUGAAGACAAAAUGGUAAUUGUUAGCAUAUGGUAGCACGACAGCGUGUAGGCUAAUCACAGCCGAUGGUAACAGUUAGCAUCAGCUGUGAUUAGCCUAUAUAUCUGCUUAUAAAGCAUAUAUGUUUGAAUCAAUUUAUGCAUAAUGAAGCCAUAUUUGUUUCUAUUCGAUUGGAUGUCACAAACAGACAUAUUCAUGAUGAAGGCAUACAAAUUUUUGUUGUUGCAGUAAUAAUCACUUUUUAUUCUUUUACUUGACAUGCAAUUUAAGCUCAUUGUCAGGUUAGCAUAUGGUACCAUUAAGAUGUAUACCUAUGCUAAUUGUCAGCAGUAACUGGGUGUCACAUACUGAGAUGACCCCCGUACCAGAUUUGUAUAUCUGCGCAUGUGCGGACUGAGAGCUGGUUUCAAUUUAUGGAGGAAAAAUAACUCGCCUGUAAACCUAAUUUUGGUCCGCGCACAGAAUAGGUAAACUCGGCACAGCACAAACCCUGUUUUUCACGCAUGCGCAGAUAGCAGUUCUACAAUUCAGCUACGGGGUCAUUUCAGUAUGUGACGUGGGGUUAGCAUAUGGUAGAGCUAGCAUGACAGCAUGUAAGCUAAUCACAGCUGAUGCUAACAGUUAGCAUAAUCUGUGAUUAGCCUAUAUAUCUGUUUAUAAAGCACGCUUUUUUUUUUGCAUAAUGAUGCCAGAUUUUUAAAAUUUGUUUUUAAUUGAUUCAUGAUGAAGAUGUACAAAAAGAUUUUUUUUUUUUUUUAGCUUAACCCGACUGAAGCUUGGCAUCAGUAGUAACAGGUUAGCAUAUGGUAGCAUUAACAUGAAAGCAUAUGCUAACUGCGAUUAGCAUUUCCUUUAACACCACAGUAGUCAAACACCCCUUGUCAGUGAAACAUUGUGCAGUAUAAUUAGCAGUAUGCUCCACAUCUGGAAUUAUGAUCAUUCCUGGGAAAAAUUCAUUACUGCAGUAAACAAAAAAAGGUGUAUCUAUUUAUUCCUAUCUGAGAAAACCUAAGUAACAACCACCUUCUCUAUUUUGAGAAUCAAGUGGUUUUAAUUUUUUUUAAAGAGUAGAAUGGUGAGAAAUUUAAAACUCUCAUUACUUUGACCAUUAUAUUGGCUUUGUAUCAAAAAUAAGGUCACUCGAAGAGAAGCUAAUAUUUUCUAUCAGACCGAAGUACAGCAUUAUGAUUUUAAAUGGGAUCUGAUCCAGAGUUAAUGGAUCACUUUUGGAAAAGUGCUGGCUUUUUUUUUUGUUGUUGUUUGUUUGUUUUAGAUGUGAUGUUCUGAAAAAUCGAGUGCUUGCUGUAUAACGCCACACUGUUGUGUUCUAUCGCACACGUAGAACCGCCUUAAUCACACAGAUUCUUAUUUAUUGGUUGUUUAUAAUGUCCCUUUUUUGUGGGUAAGAUGGGGGAUGGUCUUUGUGAAAGGGGUUUUGAGGAUCAAUAAAGAUGGCCUGGAUAGAAAUGUG